AUGCGUAAGCUAUUUUUACUCCUUGCCCUUAUCUGCCUUCUUCUGACCACUGCUCAAGCCAAGGGCGGAGGUGGUGGUGGAAAGGGCGGUGGCGGAGGUGGUGGUGGAAAGGGUGGUGGCGGCGGUGGUAGCAAGGGCGGUGGUAGCAGUAGUGGUAGCAAGGGCAGUGGUGGUAGCUCUAGCAGCAGUAAAGGCAUCGCCGGUGGCGGUGGCUCCUCCGGCAAGGGCUCUGGCGCAUAUGGUGACAAACCACCCAGCUACGCGUCUCUCUACCCAAAUGCUCCGCCCGGCUACAGUGCCGGCGGACGUGGAAUCGGUGCUGGCGACGCAUCCCGGCCGUAUACUCCUCCGCCAUCGUAUGCAGCCUCAGCCAACUAUGCUUCAGUGAACCGCGGUCAGACAGUCCAGCCACAGUCCAUCAAGGGUGGCGCGCCGUCAGUGUACUAUGCGGCGGCGUCCAGGAGCUCGUAUCCGGGAGCAUGGGGAUACGGCUAUUAUCCUAUCUAUCCCUACCCGUGGUGGGCAUACGGUGCCGGUGGGUUUAUUGGCGCAUCGUAUGUGAGCCACUCUUACAACCACGGUGUGCACAACUACAAGAGCGAGUUCCGCAACAUGACCGUGGUCAAUGCCACAAACACGCCUUUGGUUGGCGACCAGGACAUCUUCAACAACGGCCACAACAUUACGUUCGUGGACUUCAACAACGGCACCAUCAGCAUUGCUCCUUGCGGCAAUUCCUCGAGCACAUCACUCGAUGUUUCUUCCUCGGACUGCGACGUGAUCCUGCUGGACCUACGGAAUGGAACGGUACUGCGCGGCAAUGCAAAGACCAGCGUGGAGAAGGACAUUACGUUCUUUACGCUGAACCUCGGCAGCAAAAGCACUGUGCUGCGGACGCAGACGAUUUCGAGCACGCAAAAGAAGAGCCGCGGCGGUGUCAUUGCCGGCAUCGUCAUUGGAUCCAUUGCGGGAUUUGCGCUUAUCGUCGGCCUCGUGUGGUGGGCUGUCAGGCGGAACAAGAAGAAGAAGGCUGCUGCGGCUGUUGCUGCCAACCUGGGCACUGUUCAAUAUUAA
Messenger RNA from Linderina pennispora, 1074 nucleotides. RefSeq lists its product as uncharacterized. The transcript has a single exon. The coding region runs from base 1 to 1074 and encodes 357 amino acids. The record is from RefSeq and is a predicted model, not a curated record. Lineage: Eukaryota; Fungi; Kickxellomycota; Kickxellomycetes; Kickxellales; Kickxellaceae.